AUGUCCUCUCCGCGCCCGCUCGACGCGGCGUCGCGCGUUCGAGCGUCCCACGCCCCGGUGGUGUGCGUCCUGGACGAGCGCGAGGUCGAUCGAAGGACCGACGGCUCGGGAUUCAGCGAAGAUGCGUCGACGAGCGAGCUCAAGUCGUUGGUCUCGCUCUUUCGCGCCGUUUCCAGCGUCAAAGGGCUCAACGAGACGCUGCGGUGCGACGGUGAGCGUGCGUCGAAGGUGACGAUCGUUCGGGAGCUGCGCGCGAGAUUCGUGAGCGAGGAUGGGGCGACGAGCGGGACGCGAGCGGACGCCGAGGCGAGCGGGACGGCGGCGUGCGAGAAGGAGUGUUUCAACGCGCAAGCGAUGAACGAGCGAGCGGUGAUGGACGCGAGAGAAGAGAGCUUGGAUGAUUGCGUUCGCAGGGCGCGGGAGGAGGCGACGACGAGUGGACGGUUCAAUGGAUACUUUGACGCAAACGCGCGGGCGCUGACGUUUAACGAGUGCGAGGCGUUUGAUCACCCGGUCGGGGCGAUUUUGUGCGCACGGGUGAGAGAACGCACGGCGGAGGACGUCGUCAGGGUGUUCGAGGACUUGAAGGGACGAUUUAGGCGAUUACCAGUGUUCGGCACCGGCGCUGGGGAUCCCGAGGCAUGUUUUGGUAUGGCUCUCGUGUGGGACGCGCGAGGCGGGACGUCACGCGAACGUGCAGAAGAGUUGUUGAAGAACGUCCAGCGAGCUGGCGCGCCCGAUUGCGAGCUCCUGAUCGUUAACUCGGACGAGAGUGGAUCGUUCGCGUCAGGAGUUUUGUGGAGCGAGCACGCGGAGACGAUCAUCGCUCGCGCCGCGAUCGAGCACUCCGGCGCCAGCGCCUCGAGUGCAGCUGAGGGGAAGUACAUGAGUUCUGACGACGUCGAGCGAGCAAGGGCGUACGUGAGAUCGUUCGUGACGAGAACCUUGAUCCCACACAUCGAACGCAAGCUCUUCGCGCUGUCGACACAGAUUUACAAUACGAGAAAGGGCUUUAAGAAUCAGUUCAAGAGUUUUUGGGGACGAAGCACGACGACAGCGUCUCGCCCCGAGGCCGAGCGCGGUUACCGCUCGCCCGAAUCGCAGAUUCGAUUAGCGGGUGAUCUAGCGUUUGGGAUCGGUGAUUAUGAAACGGCCUUGGCGCACUACAAGCUCGUGCAAUCGGACUAUAAAUCACAGAACGCGUGGAAGCCGCUGGCAAGCUCAUACGAAGCCAUGGCGCAUGUGUACUUGAUGACACGUCACACGCGGAACACGGUGGACGUGAAGAAAGACAUCGAUCACGCGUACGACAGUGCAAUGUUGGCGCUGUCGAAGUACGAGCUGAGUGGUGGGCACAGUGAUAUUCAUCGUGUGCAUGUAGAGAUGCUCAAGACGCGUUCCGCCAUCGAGCACGCCGAGGCGUUGCAACUGAUCGGCGCUUAUCGCGACGCACACGCACCUCUCGUGGUUAUCUCCGCCUUUGAUGAUUCUGAACUUCGCGCUGCGCUCUUGCUCGAGCGCGCCGCAUUCGCUUUCGUUCGCUGCGAACCUCCGAUGCUUCGCAAGUUUGCGUCGUACAUGGUCUUGGCUGGCGUGAGGUAUGUGCGCGCAGGUGCCAUCGCGGCCGCAACGCGGUGUUACGCGUACGCGCUGCCGGCAACGAGCGAUCAUGGCUGGAACGCCGCGAAGGAACAUCUGAACACCACCCUCGGCCAGCUCUGCGCGCGCGUCGGGUACACGCGCGCAUCGUUGGAAUUUUUCAGAGACGCCGUCAAGCACGCGUCGCAUCUGACCGAUGACGAGCAACGCGUACGCUUGUCUUCGCUUGAAGAGUACGCGGGCAAGUAUGAGAAGGAAACACCGGCCGAAAAACGCGACGCAAUGGCGGACGAACUCGCGUGCCCUUUGCCAGGCAUGAAUAUAAAAAACGUUCACGUCACGUUUGCUGAUGACAGAGAAUCGAGCGAGUCAAGCGCGGACAACGGCGAGGAGGCUUGGGAAGCCAUAGAGCGCGGGGGCGUAGUCCCACAAAAUUUAUUAUCAGGCGCGACCGGUGCGAAUUGGCUGAACAACGGCGGUCGCAAGAUUGAAAUCGAUCAAACGGCGGUGUGCGCCUCUGGCGAAGAUGUCAAGGUGGACGUUGAGUUCACAAAUCCGUUGCGCUUACCUCUCGAUAUGAAAAAUCUACGUCUUUUGUGGGAAUUCACGCCCUCGCUGGGAGAGAUAAUGACGAACGAAGGCGGCUCAGAAAGCAUCGGAUCGCUCGUCGAGGCCAAGGUGGAGGAAGUGACGCUCGCACCCGAGUCUACGCGAGAAAUUCGAUUGAGCAUCACCCCACAUUCUUCCGGUAUCUUACGCGUGCGCGGCGUGGCUUGGACAGUGGGAACGACGGGUUUCCUCAGAGGAAGGCGACACUUCGAUGUGGCCGCACCUCGCACGCGGCGUGGACCGGAUGGAGAAUGGUUGCGAGACGUCCCGAAACAUAAGCGAUUGAUAUUCAACGUGUGCGAAACCAUGCCAAGAUGCGAGGCAACGCUCGAGGGCGUCCCCGCGCAAGCUUUGGAUGGAGAGCUACGAAGAAUAGAUCUCAUCAUCUCAAACGUGACACAGCCGAUGGCGAAAUGGAUACGAGUGCGAUUGCCCAAAUCCGUUCUCAGGCCUGUGGAUGUUUCGCAUGUCCCCUUGGGCGAGCCAGCCAUUCACCGCAACGCAAGUCAUGACGACUUCGUUCGAGGAGCAACGGGCGGUGGAAACUCCGAGGACAAUCUACUUGACGGUGAUGGUGCCGUGUACGCUUUGUCCGAGUGGGAAAAUCUCGGCUCUGGCUCGCCCAUUCGCUGGCCUCUGUGGUUCCAUCCUCGCGCCGUCGGCCGCGCCACGGUGCGCAUUUGCGUGUGCUACCAACCCGAACCUCCGGCGCCGAAACUGUUGACGCACCGGACCAUUCGUAUUUUCGAGCGAGUGGACGUAGCACCAUCAUUCAGCGCGAGAGCGUCGUCGAUGCCGUCGCCGUCGCACCCCUUAGCCAGGGUUGUUCGAUUAUCCCUGAAGAGCGCGAGUACGCAGACAAAGGUUUUUGAUAUCGAAAGCGUCAGGCUCGGGUCGAGAAAGGAUGGGGUGAAGUACAAUUUGGUACCACUAGUCAAGGAUGCGAGCGCAUCGCGCGUGAUUCGUCCCGGUGAGACGAUCGAGACCCUCUUGAAGUGUUCUCCAACGUCGGAUACUAACGCGAGUGAGCUGUUUGACUUUCCCAACGCCAUCCUUGCGGAGCGCGCGACGUCGCUCUUUGCGUUCCAUGACUCGGACAGAGGUCAGGCAACGAUGAAGCAUUUUGCCAAAGGUCGAGGAGACGUCAUCACGAACGGGUUGAUGGUGACGUGGUCCACCGGAGAUGGAGCUCUCGUCGGCGCGCAGCACAUUCGCGAUGUCGUCGAGCUCUCUCGGUGCGCAGACACCGCUCGAACGCCGUUCUCGCAGAGAAGCGAGGUCUUCUGGACCAUCGACUAUCCGAGCAUAAUUAAAAUGCGGCAAAAUUCGUCCUUUACGCAGUCGAACGUCGUGCUCAAGGCUCGAAAUGAGUCGGACGAGAUGCUGGACAUCGAGUUCGUGGCUGACGCCACGCGUUCGGCGCCGGCGAACGUUGAAAACGGCGGCUGGUCACUCGACAAGGACGAAAAUGCGUGGCAAAACAGAGAGACAUCGUUUCCAUCCGAUGAUCAGGUUCGACGACGACCAAUUCCUUUGCCUCCCGGCAAGCCCUUCAUCUGGGUUGGUCCCGUUCGACGCGUCGCCAGGAACGUGGCUCCGGGUCAAGUCUUCGAAUUUCCGCUCACCAUCGCCUGCUUCGCCAAGGGUGACCACAUCUUGGACGGCUACACCCUAUCCUGGAGCACUUCGUCGAAAAAUCUCACCGUGAACACGAUGACCGCGUCCCCGCGCGCCGGUCGGGAGCACUCCGCUCCGCGCGUCGCCGACCCCGCCGACGCCCCCGGCGCCCCGCACGUGUUCACCGUCGUCUGA
Molecule: messenger RNA, 4020 nt
Organism: Ostreococcus tauri
Lineage: Eukaryota; Viridiplantae; Chlorophyta; Mamiellophyceae; Mamiellales; Bathycoccaceae
Product: TRAPP III complex, Trs85
Exons: 1
Coding region: 1-4020 (1339 amino acids)
Biological process (GO): protein localization to phagophore assembly site; endoplasmic reticulum to Golgi vesicle-mediated transport
Cellular component (GO): TRAPPIII protein complex; cytoplasmic vesicle; phagophore assembly site
Source: RefSeq, a predicted model, not a curated record